Messenger RNA from Kickxella alabastrina, 1935 nucleotides. RefSeq lists its product as uncharacterized. Gene Ontology annotation, cellular component: protein phosphatase type 2A complex. The transcript has a single exon. The record is from RefSeq and is a predicted model, not a curated record. Bases 1 to 1935 code for a protein of 644 amino acids. Gene Ontology annotation, molecular function: protein phosphatase regulator activity; calcium ion binding. Gene Ontology annotation, biological process: protein dephosphorylation. Lineage: Eukaryota; Fungi; Kickxellomycota; Kickxellomycetes; Kickxellales; Kickxellaceae.
AUGGGCGAUAGCAGCAGCAUUGGGGACGAUGACGGCGAGAGCCCGACGGUGUCACAGAUGAGCAGGUCUCUGCUGUUCCGGUUGGAUCUUUUGUCGCCCACGGCACGCAAAAACUCUUGCAGCUCGAGCGAGGAGGAUAUGACCGACGACGAGAUUCCUCCAUCACUCGCUGCGGACAAGAUCGCACCCAGCUUGCCGCCCCCAUUGUCGUCUCUACUGGAUCCGAACGCCUUGGAUAUGCAUGCUGGUGAGGACAUUGGCCAGGACAUUGGUCAAGUUGGCGACAAGAUCGCUGAAACUGAAAAGCGUGCACAGCCAUUUCAGCUGCGUCGGCCCAACAAUCCAGGGAAGGGAAUUUUGAUUGACGCCAAGCCUGAACAGAAGCAGCACGAGCGGGUGGUCAAAGCGGUGCUUGUGCCGCAGAUUUUCGUCUCGCCGCUUCUCCCGCGCUCCGACAGGGGCACUGAAAAGACCAUAGCGAAAGAGCUAAAGUUGGUACGCCAUCACUUUGACCGCAACUUUGGGGGCUUUGAGACAGCCUUUUCUGCAGUCACGGUAGACUGUGGGAUGCCGCGCUUUGUCAACCGGGCGCUGUUCCGAUAUGCAACACGAAGCAGCAAUGAUUCUGCAGCAUCGCCGUUGUCCGGGAGUGAGGUUAUUGGCAAGCGCGUGCACCGUUCGGACAGCGGGUCGUGGCCGUCAUACGAGCACUUUUGCGACGUGUGGACACGGCUCCGACGCUCGAGCGCAGAUGACAGUGCGCUCUUGUUCAACAUAUUGACAGAUGACGCGACCAAGCCCCGUGCAUACGUGACGCGUGAUGAAAUCAAGCUGCUGGUGACGGACGUCGUGGAUAAUCACUUUGAGCUGGAGUUCCUGGAGGGCCAGGACAUGUUUGCACAGAGUUAUGCGGAGACAGUCACCGAGCGCAUAUUCUACGAGGGCAACCGGACAUGGGACGGCAAGAUGACACUGGCGCAGUUCCGGCGGGCGAACAUUGUGGGCCUAAUGAGGACGAUCGAGGAAGGUAUUGAUAUAGAUAAUCGCGACCCGGGUGUGUUUUCGUACAAGCAUUUCUAUGUGCUGUUCUGCAGCUUUUUUGAACUGGAUGCGGAUCGAGACCGGCUGCUUGAUGCGCGCGAUCUGCUGCGGUAUUUCACCAACACGCUGUCGCGGCGUAUCAUUUCGCGUAUCAUGAUGGGUAAGGGCAAAAAGUCUGAGCACCCGGCAAAGAAUGGCAGCGAGGUGGCGGCAGCGCGGGCCAAGGCCAAGGCGCACAAGCGUAAGGAUGGCAAGAUUAUGUAUUCGCGGUAUGAUCUGAACGUACGGCUGUCUGCGUGUCGCAUGACGUACCGCGACUUUAUUUGGUUUUUACUUUCUGAGAUCGACAAGUCGACCCCGCCGGCGAUUGAAUACUGGUUCCGGUGUCUGGACUUGGACGGCGACGGGGUGCUGUCAGUAUAUGAGCUGGAGUAUUUCUACGACGAGCAGGUUAGCCGAAUGGAGGAGGAGAUGUCGGGGGACAUGAUUAUGCUGGAUGAUCUGAUGUGCCAGCUUUCCGAUAUGGUGCGCCCGGAAAAGGAAGGAAUGUUCACACUGAAGGACUUGCGUCGGGCGCCGCCGAAACUAAUGCCAAUAUUCUUUGAUGCGUUUAUGAAUUUGCAGCGGUUCUUGGAGCAUGAGGCGCGGACGUCGUUUUUGCAGCGGCAAUUGGCGCAGUUGUCGCAGCGGGCGUUGCCGACGGUUCCGUUCAAGGAGGUGAUUCAGGCGCGCAUGGAGUUUUUGGCGUGUCUGCCGAGCCCAUGGGUAGAGUUUGCAGACCAAGAGUAUGCGGCGCUGAUGAACGACCAGGGCGAGCAGAGCGGUGAAAAUAUUGAUGAUUUUGCCGAUGGCAGCACCAGUGUUGGUGUCAAUGUGAGCGACAGCGGCAACUAA